Molecule: messenger RNA, 1704 nt
Organism: Bemisia tabaci
Lineage: Eukaryota; Metazoa; Arthropoda; Insecta; Hemiptera; Aleyrodidae
Source: RefSeq, a predicted model, not a curated record
UUAAAAUUUGACACAAAUUCAAACAGAUUCUUUUCCUGUAUAGGUGGUAAAACUCAUACAUUCAGUGAAAUUCUUUGAUUAAGUAAAUAGUACAAGAGGACGUUUGUUUUGUGUUUUGAGGUAAUGUUACCGUUUUUCGAGAUCAUGACCAACAUUGGGUGUUUCCAAAUAUGAUGACCAAUCGAACGGUGCGCGCAACAAUGUUGCUUUCAAAUUAAAAUUCGCCCCAAAAUAGAUACUUAAAACUAAAAUUUAACAAAAGUGAAUUAAACGCAACAUGUCCAAGGACUCACAAUUUACCUCACACGUAUCCCAAAGUCAAACAUUUCAGCAAUUCUAUUCGAACUCAGCACGAAGCUCUUACGAGGGCACCUCAUCAAUGUUGACAGUCUUCUCUUACUUCAUUUGCGGCAGCCCUCCACGUUUGCUCUUGGGUCGCUUUUACACGGGUAAGGUCCUCUUCACCGUAUUCAGUUUCGCCACGAUCAUUAUCUCAACGGUUUUCUUGGACGGCAUGACGACUCUGCUAACAAAGCAAGUUCGAUACCCAGAGAUCAAUUCUCUGAAAGACGUGGAAGACGCAAACUUAUUUAUCCAAGUGUCAGACGUGGAGACAACCUCAAAAUUCUUUUUGCAGGAAAAUAAAUAUAAAGCACUUGCAACCAAACUGACGAAUAGUUCACACUCGCUAAAAAUAUUUUUUUUCGCUGAAAUGAACAGGGACUUGGGACUCCUCGACCAAAUUAUUAACCUCGAUAAUUGGACAAAUUUUGUGAUGGAUUCAGCACGCAGGACUGAAUAUGAAGAUUAUUGGAUAAAAAAUGUAAUUAAUCUGCAUGCCAUUUAUGAAUCGGAUGCAUAUUUGGAGAGAAUUCCUCAAUCCACUAUCUCAAAGCAAAGUGUCUCCAUUACUCGCUUCCUGCAGGAGCGUCCCAUGAGCUACCACUUGGUCGCAGAAAGUCUUAUGACGUAUCCAUUAUCAUUCACCUUCGUCAGGAACUCGUUUCUUUUCGAGAAGUUGAAUGACAAACUUGCGCAAAUGUCGGAGGCUGGUUUUGCUCAACAAACAGUGGAUUCGUUUGUAAAUGACCGGAUGAAUAUGACGGAGCCUCAUGAGCAAUGUGAUCACUGCGAGCCGAGACCGUACGGUUUGAGAGAUUUGCGAUUGGCGUUCAUUGCUUUGUCGAGUGGUUUGUCUCUGAGUUUUUUUGCCUUUCUAUUCGAACUUUACAUUCAGUUUUUUGGGACUUUAAAAAUAUUUAAAUAUUUGAAGCGAAUGAGAAUGCUGUUUUCUGAUAGAAGAGUAGAAGAUUGAUGGAGCCACACCAUUUACUUUAAAACAUUCUGCUCUACCAUGUAAAUCCUUAAAGACGAACGCAAUUCUCGGUUGACACCCGGGACCCUCGGACAACACCCGGAGCGCGGAAUUUCGAGUCGGCAAAUUUACACCUCUUGAUAUUCUGUCAUACCAUCAUCCAACAUCCAUGCCCGAGUUUGUACCUCGUGUCGUAUCAUUCUUGAUUGAAGGCGUUUUAGUAACGCUCAUACAUCUGAUUCACAUAGUUAGUUUGGCACGUAAUAGUACAUAAUAGUAAUGAGUAAAAUAUAGAGUACAUAAUAGUAAUGAGUAAUAUAGAGUACAUAAUAGUAAUGAGUAAUAUAGAGUACACACUAGUAAUUUGUAAUAUACAGUACAGUAUUUGA